Messenger RNA from Cimex lectularius (bed bug), 1663 nucleotides. It is a transcript of the gene nes, whose product is annotated as lysophospholipid acyltransferase 5. Gene Ontology annotation, cellular component: membrane. Gene Ontology annotation, biological process: phosphatidylcholine biosynthetic process; lipid modification. The record is from RefSeq and is a predicted model, not a curated record. NCBI's taxonomy places the organism in Eukaryota, Metazoa, Arthropoda, Insecta, Hemiptera, Cimicidae. The coding region runs from base 160 to 1557 and encodes 465 amino acids. The transcript has 10 exons. Gene Ontology annotation, molecular function: lysophospholipid acyltransferase activity; 1-acylglycerophosphocholine O-acyltransferase activity.
CGGCGACGCCGCCAAACGAUAAAAAUCGGUGUCGUUCGAGGAAGGUUUCGUCCCGAAAUCGGUGGUCGCUGGUCAGUGGUCACUGAUCAGCCGUCGUGCUGUCCAGGGUUGUCGUCUGGGUAGAGAUCUUGGACUUAUCUCGGGACGUCUCAGGCCGAAAUGACGGACAACGCCUCGACAGAGGCCCCCGGCCUCGCCGCCUCCCUAGGCCUCUCUGAACCGGCCCUUCGCCUCUUCAUCACCAUAAUGACGGGAUAUCCUAUUGCAUUGAUUCACCGAUUGUUCUUAUUUGGAAAGCCACCACCAGUCCAACAUGUAUUUUUCAUAUUGUGUGGUUUGUCGCUGGGAAUGUACAAUUUCGGCUUGGAAAUGCUAUAUACUCUACUGGGCCUUGUGGUUGUCUACGCUAUUCUUAAAAUGAUCGGAGGCACUGUACAUUCUGUUAUAAUCACAUUUGUAUUCACCCUUGGCUCCCUGAUAGCUGGAUAUUGGGUAACUACAACCGACAACUAUGAUAUUGUGUGGACUAUGCCUUACUGCAUCUUAACCCUCAGAUUGACCGGGUUAGCUUUCGAUAUUUAUGAUGGUUCGUUACCAGAGGAGCAGCUAUCGAAAGAUAGUAAACAGUUAGCAUUACGAGAAGUGCCAUCAUUACUUGAAAUAGCUGGCUUCACCUAUAUGCCUACUAGCUUCAUGAUCGGGCCACAGUUUCCAAUGCGAAAAUACAAAGAUUUUGUUGCUGGAAAAUUAAAACCUGCAAACCAAACAAUUCCGCAAUGUGUAAGACCAGCAAUGGAGCGGCUUUUGUUAGGGCUCAUCUACUGUUUUCUUUAUACAGCCGGCUCGAUGUAUUAUAGCCCUUCUUACCUUCAGUCUGAAAAAUUCAGGGAGCAUCACUUCUUCCAAAAAGUUUUUGAUAUUGCCAUCUGGGCCCAUGUUGCACUUUAUCAGUACAUUUGCUGUUGGCUAUUCACCGAGGGCUCUUGUAUUUUAAUUGGUUUGGGCUAUAAUGGAACCGACAAAGAGGGAAUGCCGAAAUGGAAUGGCUGUUCUAACGUGGAUGUGGUGCUCUUUGAAAAGGCGCAGAACUUCAGUCAUGAUUAUGUUGCGAGCUUCAACACCAACACAAAUUUUUGGGUUUUGCAGUACGUUUACAAAAGGUUGAAAUUCUUGGGAAACAAAAACCUCUCUCAGCUUGGGGUUUUGCUGUUCCUUUCUAUCUGGCAUGGACUACAUUCCGGUUAUUACGUGACCUUCUUUACAGAAUUCUUUGCAGUCUACAUGGAAAAAGAUUAUUUUGUGAUUCUGGAGGAAAACAAGAAAUUCCUGCAGUUCCUAAACAGACCCCUUGUUCUUCCUUUCAAGAUCGUUCUACUCAAAUUAUACACCAUCUUAUUCAUGGGUCCAUGUUUGCUACCUCUUGCACUUCUCAGCUUCUCGAAGUACUGGCCAAUCUACAAAGAGAUAUACUGUUUUCAUUUUGUAUGGUUGCUAUGGCCUCUAUACCGACCAUUGGUAGUUAUGCUCCUACCUCCGGCUCAUCAGAGAACUGAGUAAAUGAUGGUUAAUACUAAUUGGAUCUGAAAUUGUACAAUUAAAUUUAAAAAUAACAUAAUAACCAAGCGUCUUUUAUUUGGUCAAAUAAAAUCAACACAAAAAAUUA